Tinamus guttatus (white-throated tinamou) is the source of this 2376-nucleotide messenger RNA. The record is from RefSeq and is a predicted model, not a curated record. Lineage: Eukaryota; Metazoa; Chordata; Aves; Tinamiformes; Tinamidae.
AUGUUAUUGGUAGAUAAAAGACUUAGAAACUUGCAGAUCUACAAACUUCUCCAGUGUGUUCACCAGAAAGACAGGAAGCAAAUAGAAAAGCUGAUCAAGCUUGGAAUUCCAGAUCUCAUUAAUUUCACAGAGCCUGAGGAUGGAUACAGUGCCCUUCACUUGGCCUGCAUUAAAAAUGAUACCGACAUGUGCAGCUUCCUGCUAGAGAAUGGAGCUCAUCCGGACAUCCAAGAUAAAAUGGGAUGUACUCCAGCAAUGAAGGCCGCUGAGCUAGGACAUGACUUGGUUUUGGACUUACUAGUAAAAGCUCAAGCAGACAUGACUGUUGUUGAUAAUGAAGGAAGAAGUAUCCUGUUUUACAGCAUUUUACCUACAAGACGGCACUGCCACUGCACUCGGAUUGCCUUAGAAAAUGGUGCAGAUGUCAACAACUGCACUACUGAGGGGAAGCCUGUAUUUGUACAAGCCUGUGAACAAGCUCAGGGCAUUAAAGAAAUUUGCCUGAAUUUUUUGGAAAGAGGAGCAGAUCCUAACGCAACAAAUGCAGCUACAGGUCGCACAGCCUUAAUGGAAGCAGCAAGAGAAGGUGUUAUUGAGCUGGUGCGUGCUAUACUUGAAAGAGGAGGAGAUGUUAAUGUAUUUGACCUUGAAAGACACAGCGCCGCACAUUUUGCAGCCAAAGGAGGCUUUUUUGAGAUUCUGAGGGUAAUUUCAGCUUACAAUGGAGAUGUUGGUCUGAUUGCUAUGAAUGGGAACACACCACUUCAUUAUGCUGCAGAGGGAGGGUUUGCAGAUUGCUGCAAGUUUAUAGGACAAAGAGGCUGUGAUCCUACAUGGAAGAACUUAUUAACAAAGACCCCAAGACUCAUUGCCAAGGAAGGUGGUUUUAAGCCAGCAACAAAAGAAUUGCGUAAAAUUGAAAAAAUCUUUGCUAAACGUUCCAAGCCUGAAGCUAAGGAUGACAAUCCCUGCUGGGCCCUCAAGUUAUAUGACUGGUCUUUGGAACAUCAGGCUGCCCUCCGAGAGGCGUUUGAUAUAUUUGACCAGGGAGAUGGAACAGUGAUGAAAGACGAUUUUAUAUCAAUUAUUCGGAAACGGUGUGCCUUUAUAGAUGAUGAACAAUUAGAAACUGUUGCUGAAAAGAAUGAAAUGUCUCCUGGUGCGGGAAUCAACAUUGAAGAAUUUUUUAAAGGCUCCAAAUACUUGCAAAAAGCCUAUCUCAUAACAUCUUUUGGACCCAAAAAGAAGAAAGGGACGAAAGCAAAAGGCAAGAAAGACAUCCCAAUCCCCGUGCCAAUUUGCGUCAUUCCAGAGAGUGCAAUCCCACGUGGAGAAGGUGGCCUCCCUGCGUACAUGAUUGAAGCUUUGCAAAACAUCACUGAGAGUGACCGCUUUAACCAACAGCACCCAUCUGCCCAUCCUGUGCAUGAUGACCGCGCAUGGUAUAUAGAUGAACCAAGGAAAAUGUACAUGAAUAUUAACUACCUUGUCAGAGCAGGAGACAUUCUGUCUCUCAGGAAGGCAUUUGAGGAGGGUGUGCCAAUAGAUGUAAGAGAUAAAUACUAUAAAACACCUUUAAUGACAGCAUGUGCAAGUGGAAACAUAGCUAUUGUGAGGUACCUUCUGGAAAAGGGGGCUGAUGUAAACGCAAAGGACAAUUUCAUGUGGACUCCUCUACACCAUGCAUGCCAUGCAGGAAACCUAGAUAUUGCUAAACUGAUAGUGAAGGCUGGAGGAGCAGUGGAUGCACCCGCAAUCGGCAAAUCAACCCCAUUAAUAAGAGCCAUCGAGAUCUGUAGAUUGGAUAUUGUGCAGUUUUUAAUCGAUGCAGGUGCUAAUGUCCAAGUGACAAACAGAAAUGGAGAAAGUGUUGUUGAUAUUGCAAAAGCCUUUGCGGAUUUUAGAAUAAUUGAUCUGCUUCAAAGCAAACUGGACCGUUUGCCAAGAAUACUGGAAAAGAAAGAGAAAGAAAAGAAAGGGAAGAAGGUUGCCAAGCCAAAGUCUCCUAAACCAAAGCCUGUAGAGGGAGAAACCGUGAAGAGAGAGGCAUCUGCAACAGUUGUGGAAAAAACCGUUGUUGAAGAGGAUACAAAAUCCCUGAAGGACAAUAUUAUUUAUCUGCAUUCUUUGAUAGCCAGUGGUGCUACUAAGAAAGUUGACAUCACAUUCAAACCCAAAAAAGUUUGGACUCCUGAAGAUACAAAAGAGCAGCCAAUAAGAAAGCAAGAAUUGCUCCAUGAACGUUUGGCUUUUGAUGAGGACUCUGAAAAUUCAAAAAAAAUCAUAUCACCCUUUAAGAGAAAUCUUAUGGAAAAAGCACACCAGCUGGAAAACGCUACUUCAACACAAGGAUCAAAAAGGCCAACUCCUUCGUAA